Messenger RNA from Solenopsis invicta (red fire ant), 1395 nucleotides. RefSeq names its product probable rRNA-processing protein EBP2 homolog. Gene Ontology annotation, cellular component: preribosome, large subunit precursor; nuclear periphery; nucleolus. The transcript has 4 exons. The record is from RefSeq and is a predicted model, not a curated record. Lineage: Eukaryota; Metazoa; Arthropoda; Insecta; Hymenoptera; Formicidae. The coding region runs from base 64 to 1287 and encodes 407 amino acids. Gene Ontology annotation, biological process: rRNA processing; ribosomal large subunit biogenesis.
CACUCGCCGCGCGGCUUCCGAUCAACGGGGAUGGACAGACGUUGAGCGCAACGACGAAAGCGAAUGGAGGGAACGCGAGAAUUUCGAUUGCAGAAUCAAGCGGAAUUUCGUCUCCCCGCCGUCGCGGGACUCGAACCAAACAUCCUUCCACCGGAUGUCACUAGCAGUACGUGCGCCGUCGAGAGACACAUUCACGGUUCACGGUGGCUGCAACAGCGGCUCGGACUUGGAGUAGUUGGAGUCUCCACUUACCGUGGAGUGGCGUGGUGUUUAUUCUUGCCGUUCGUGAUCACGUCGUACCGGUUGAUCACGCGAUUGAAUAAAGGUAAUAGUAAAUUAUUCGCAAUGUCAGAAGUAUCGGAAUCAGACUCGGAGUACAAUUCGUCAGACGAGGAGCUGCAGGAGGCCUUUGCGAGGGGAUCAUUGAAGUCGGGUCUCAACGUUGCGGUCGAGACGAGUGACAAACAGUCCAAGAACUGCGUGAGUCUCAUGAAGCAAAAACUGGAUGAGAUAAAGCUGAACCUGCCAUGGAUUGAGAUGUUAGACAUGGUAAACGCACCUGCACCGUUGGCACCAGAAUUGGCGCUCCAAAUGCAGGAGCAAGAAGUAAGACGAGCUAAGCAACUACAAGGAAAUAAAAAAUUACCUCAGUACAAUCCGUCCGAGGAUCCUGUCUUGAACGACUUUCGUAGAGAGAACAUGUUUCACCGUCAGGCUCAAGGUGCUGUCAUGGAUGGUAUCAAUAGGUUAAAGAAACUUGGUAUAGUAACAUCUAGGCCAGAUGAUUACUUUGCCGAAAUGGCCAAAUCCGAUGAGCACAUGCAAAAGGUACGAGAAAACUUGAUGAAGAAACAGUCGAUAGCACAGAGGUCAGAAAAAGUGAGGCAGAUGAGACAACAGAAGAAGGUUGCGAAGCAAAUGCAAGUCGAAGCGACUUUAAAGAAACACGCGGAGAAAAGAAAAAUGAUGGAAGAGGUUAAAAAGUAUCGUAAAGGCGUACGAAAGGACCUCGAUUUCUUGGAUGAUAAAAAGAAACUGCAAAACAAACAGCCAAAUCAUAGGAUGAAUUCAAAGGCGCAAUUAAAGAUGAAAAUGAAAGCUACGAAAUAUGGUUAUGGAGGUAAAAAGCGCGGUAGCAAAUGGAACACAAGGAGCAGUUCGGCCGACGUUUCCGAGUACAAAAGACCACCGAAACCGGGAGAUAACAGAAAAAGAAAAGAUGGAAAGGGAAAGCAAAGGUUAGGCAAAAGUCGAAGAACGCAAAUGAAAGCGAAAAGAAAGUCGUGACGGAUCUUUGGUUAGUGAGUAUCGUAAUUAAUAAUCACAUGUUACGUAUUAUGUUACAUAAUUAUUUACAUAUUGCGUUUUGGUAUAAAAUUAUAUGAUAAUGAUGUA